Puccinia graminis f. sp. tritici CRL 75-36-700-3 is the source of this 1102-nucleotide messenger RNA. RefSeq lists its product as uncharacterized. Bases 31 to 630 code for a protein of 199 amino acids. NCBI's taxonomy places the organism in Eukaryota, Fungi, Basidiomycota, Pucciniomycetes, Pucciniales, Pucciniaceae. The transcript is spliced from 4 exons. The record is from RefSeq and is a predicted model, not a curated record.
UCUUCAGCUUCAACCAUCCCAGCAGUGCAAAUGUCCUCUCCUUACGACCACCAAGAACAAACGGAGUCAACCGAAGGCUCGAUCAACGAGCUCAGAAGCAGGAUAGGAAGAACAAGGAGCAGGCGGCGGAGGAGAAUAUCAAGCACCAGGAGCACACCUCUUUCGACUCUCCAAGCAACACUCCACCCAUCGAUUCUCCUAGCUCUAGUCCUCGUCAUCUCCGUCUCCGGAACUAUUGGGUCUCCUUCCGACGCACUGCCUCCUCCCACCGAACCCGGUCCUUCGCCCGCAUCCUCAGCCGUCCAGGCCCAGGCUACUACUCUCACUCAGCCUCAACUCAGCCAUAACUAUUCUGAUAUCUCGCCCGCCGAUUACGCGUGCCAACCAAUCGGUCCUUGUCAGCCUUGCCCAAUCGACGAGUUGAGUAAUCCAGUAUGCCAGAUUUAUCAUAACAGAAGAUUGGUGGAUUGUAUUUAUCUUGGAAAUUCAUCUUCAACAACUUCAUCUUCAUCUUCGACAUCAUCUUCAUCAACGACGACCUCUGAAUCGAAAGGACCGUCUGGACGGGCUCCACGCGCCGAGGCUUCCCAUCAGGACGACAUCGGCCCCGGGAUGGGCGCGGCCCAGUAAGCAGACCUGGGAAGCUUGCGAACGGGUCGUGUUCCCCCCACGCAAGACUUCUACGAAUUGUCUUGUGUAACGUCGUGAUCGCUAUCAUCUCGCUCAUCGUCUACGGCUUUCGGACAAAACAACUCGUGAUUAAACAGUAUGGCAAACUCGCGGCUAGGAUCGGCAUCCUUCCUUCUUGAACAAACACCCAAUCAAACACCAUCAUCGACACCCCCUGAUUAUUUUUGCUAUCAACGUUCUCACGUUUCUUUCGUUGUAUGAUCUUUACAAAUUUAAUCUUUUUCCGGAUCUCUGGGCUGUUUUUUUGUUGUUAUUUUCUCGAAGAAAUAUAUCAAAAUGUACACACUUUUCCUCUUCGUUGACUCUUAUUCCCUCUCUCUCUUUGUUCUUGGGGGGCUCAUUGGUACUUGAUGUCUAAGGCUUCGGUCUCAAUGAUCUACAUACAGCGAUUCAUAUGAAAAUCAAACUGGGA